Messenger RNA from Phytophthora sojae, 1497 nucleotides. RefSeq lists its product as hypothetical. The transcript has a single exon. NCBI's taxonomy places the organism in Eukaryota, Oomycota, Peronosporomycetes, Peronosporales, Peronosporaceae. The record is from RefSeq and is a predicted model, not a curated record. Bases 1 to 1497 code for a protein of 498 amino acids.
AUGGGCAUCAAACCAAGCGAACUGCUGCCCAAGACGGUGGUCGAGUUCCUGGAGCAAGGCGUGAACCGAAAGUAUUCGUUGGUGGAGAAGGAGGCAGCCGUGCUGCGUCACGAGCAUUUCGAGCAGCUCCGCCAGCAGAAGCUCGAGACGAUUCGAGCGGAGCGUGAAGCGAUCAUCAACGGAUUGGGACCAGCACCACCUUCCACGGCGUUGAUUUCCGUGUCGGGGAAUGCUCAAUCACCCACGGGUGUGCCAAAUAGCCCCGCGCUACAGCUGCAAGUUGCCCCAGGUUUCCCUCCUCGACGAGUUCAGUCUGCGCGGCCCUGGAAGCACGUGCCUUCGGGCUCUGACGGAAGUCCCGGCGUUUUGGGCGACUCGACCUUGCUACAGCUAGAAGAGCGAAGACUGGCGCGAAUCAAGCUCCGCCAGCAGAAGGAUAUUCAAAGCGCGAUUGAGAUGGAGGCCAAGCUCGCUCGACUCCAGCAGGAGAAGGCUCGUCGAGCUGCGGAGGAGGCCAAACGACAAGAAGAUCAGCAGCGUAAGCAGCGGAUACGUCGAAUGCAGCUCGCAGCAGCGAAGCACGAGAACGAGAUCACCAAGAAGCGUGACGAGGACAAGGAGGCGCUCGAACGUAAAGCUAAACGACGAGCUGAAGCCGAACGCGAGCGGUUAUUAGCUGAGGAAGCGAAGGAGAAAGCUCGACUACGUUCUCUGGAGACGGCGCAGCGUGAUCUCGAGCGCCAGCAGAAUGCCGAUGCGUGGAGAGCUCACACUGAUGAACUAUUACGACAACAAGAAGAGGUGGUCGCUGCAAACAGGAGAAGAAUGUUGGAGAAGGAGCGACGGGUGGCCCAGAAGAUGGAGAACGCAAGCAAGCGGCGGCAUCAAGAAGCUUUGGAUCGGCGUGAAAAGGCGAACGCUCGGAUUCAGCACGUCACCUACCAGAACGAGUUGGCCAUCGCGCGUAAGAAGCAAGAGGUGACGGAUAAACAAGUAGCGGCAGCCGAUCGCGCGCGUGAGAUCCAGAAGAAGGCGCUGAACGAUCUCAAGGAGCGCGCAGCCAAGUCGAAACAGGACGAGCAGGUUCGCCAGAAGCGACUCGAAGCGGCUCAUGCGCUGCGGCAGAAGCACGUGAGCGAAUUACUCGCAAAACGCGAUCAACUUGAGAUGAAGAUGGAAAUUACACAGCAGGAGAGGGAGAAGACACGGUUGCUAGCACAGGUUGAGCACCAAUUGGAGAUGACACAAAAAGAGGAGAACGUUGCGCGCAUCCAGCGCAUGGAGGAAUACGCCCGUCAGCAGUUGAUACGGCGAAUUUCAUCCGCAGACGCCCGGUCUAGAGCAGUGAAGGAGCGGAAGCAAGCGCUGCUGCAAGCUCGACAACAAGUGUCCACUGAGGCGAUGAUCCGUCGCCAUCGACUCGCUGAGGCUGUCGAGAAGAUGCGGACGUCUUCGACUAAGUGGGACAAGAUUGAGGAGACUUUGUACGGGCUCUAA